UUUUUUCUUUUUCCAGUGCUACCACCACCUUCAACUGUGGAAAAUGCUGCAGUAGCAUACAUCGCUGGAUUCAUUGCGAAGGCAGUCGAAGAACGGAAGACAUGCAGCGCCUGUCCAAGUCUGCAUAAAUCAACAUCAGCGUAAACAGUAAUGGGACUCAUUAAUCACUAAUCAAGAGGUGGUCUGGUGUUCCCGAAGCCCGAGUUUGUUGCUGUCCUCGUUAAUGUAAAAAAGGCGGUUGACAUCGCAGUCCCACAUAUUGGCAAGCAUGAUGUGCGCAAAAAGUUGGCAGCUUUAAUUUGUCCUCACUUAGAGAGCUGCCCUCUUUUUGCUUGCCAGGCAAACGAAGAGCAUGCAUCAGCGAUUUCUUCAUUAAUUGCAAGCAAAUUUAUAAAGCCCCUACUCUCAAAUAUUGGCGCAGUCGUUACGGACACAGCGGCUUACCGCAAAAAACUAAUGAGUAAGCCACUGAGCCGCAAAGUUCUCCGCGUUUGAAGGAGUACUGCGAGUGCACAAGCACUGUGUGUUUGCUACUG
Messenger RNA from Dermacentor silvarum, 536 nucleotides. RefSeq lists its product as uncharacterized. Lineage: Eukaryota; Metazoa; Arthropoda; Arachnida; Ixodida; Ixodidae. The transcript has a single exon. The annotation marks the transcript as partial. The record is from RefSeq and is a predicted model, not a curated record.